AUGUUCGCCAAUCAACCUCGGACCAUCGCUGGACUCGUCCGUGGCGACGUUCAACGUGCUGUGGAGUCCUUGAAGCCUUCUGCACCAGAACGUAACGAUCGCCCGCCUGGAAAGACAGACGCGACACAACCCUCAACAAGCGUCAACCCGGAGGACGCUGACUCAGAUACCAGCUCGUUAUUUAUAGGAGCACCAGUCACCCAACCUGCUCAAGUAAGGAGUGACUCGGGAGAGACUACAACACAAUCACCUGAGCCCGCAAAUCUACUAGCUCAAGCUAUCGAACGGGCACCUCAAAUCACGAAGCUACCGCCUCAAGCCAUCGAACCAGAUCCUGGGGCUAUCAAACCAGCUCCUCAAGGCAUGGCCCCACCUCCUCAGGACAUGAAACCGCCACAUCAAGUAACGGAGCGGUCAGUUCGAGCUACUACCUCACCAGCCUACGACGGCGCCACUCUGGACUUGGAAAUUAGCAUAUUGGAACACAGAUCACGUGCUUCGAAGCUGAAAGCCGACGCCGAGAGGCAUGAAGCGGCCGCGAAAAAGCGUGACGCUGAAGCUGCUGAGCUGGAUUCGAACAUCGACGAGCUGCGCUUGAAACGGCUGGGCCUUGUGAAGUGA
This is a messenger RNA of Coniosporium apollinis CBS 100218, 621 nucleotides long. RefSeq lists its product as uncharacterized. NCBI's taxonomy places the organism in Eukaryota, Fungi, Ascomycota, Dothideomycetes. The transcript is spliced from 2 exons. The coding region runs from base 1 to 621 and encodes 206 amino acids. The record is from RefSeq and is a predicted model, not a curated record.